CUCCGCGAAAGCAGCAAACGCGACGUCGUCCUCAACGUCAACCACUUGUAGAAAACCUGCUCUCUUUUCCCUUCUGCAACUUCACACAACCACCAGAAACAUAACAAGUUCUGAACCGCAGAAUAUCACUCAACUUCGCAUUGCUAGUAUUCUUGCACGCUUUGAAUAUUCUCCUUUCGCAUCCAUCGACACCGCUUCCUGCCACCACAAAGCUUAUUACGAUUGUCCAUUUCCUGUAUUCCUGUACGGAACACUGCUGAGGUCGACUUCUCGUUCCGUCCGACUCUAUCAACCCUCGCAUUAACCAAAAGUCGUUGGAAUCGCCGUAGAAUGUCUAGAAGGAGCAACACCAUGUCGGGCUCCAAUGGAAACAUCCCCAAGGACCUCACAUCCUCCAACAGCCCAGCAAUUGACAAGCAAAAGACUCUUCUUUCUGCCGAUGUUGGGCACUUCUCUCUCGUGCGGGCCAUGCACCUUGCCGACUUGAUUACUCUCAUGAAUGGUGCUUGCGGUGUCAUGUCCAUCUUCUCCUCGCUACGAUACGCACUUGGCGACCCCAAGGAUUUUGACAACCUCUGGCUUGCUCUCUUCUUCCUGCCUUUCGGUCUGUUCUUCGACUUUUUCGACGGCAAGGUUGCUCGAUGGAGGAAGAAGAGUAGUCUCAUGGGCCAAGAAUUGGAUUCUCUUGCUGAUUUGAUCUCCUUCGGCGUCGCUCCCGCUAUGGUCGCCUUCACUCUUGGUUUCCGUUCGCUUGCCGACACUGUUGGUCUUACCUUCUUCGUUCUGUGUGGCCUCACUCGCCUCGCACGCUUCAAUGUUACCGUUUCGGUUCUUCCAAAGGACGCCUCUGGCAAGAGCCAGUAUUUCGAAGGAACUCCCAUUCCCACUUCGCUCGGCAUGGACGCUAUCAUGGCCUAUUGGCUCUCGCAGCGCUGGGUUCAUGACAACCUUCCCUUUGGUGUCUGGUUCCAGGGUUCAGCUUUCGAGUUCCAUCCUGCCGUCAUUCUGUUCAUGAUCCACGGCUGCCUCAUGACCAGCAAGACCAUCCGCAUACCCAAGCCUUAAACGAUAGCCGAUAUUACUAUUUAACAUGGUACGUUGGCUUGGUGUAGUUGCACUGAACGAUUGGGUGGAGUGGGGGUCAUGUAGUCUGGAUCUGAGCAUACGUUUGCCUUCACUGGAGGUGUCAUGGGAUCGAGUAGGGGGUUCAACAGGAAGUUCGCAAGGACAAACAUGAGGGACAAAAGGGGUUCCGCGCACACGGUUGAAGAUAUUUUCAUUUGGGGUUUGGGGGUUUGGGCAGGACAUGAUUCACGCAGCUUAUUGAAACAAUGGUAGUUCAUGAUACCCAUACA
Molecule: messenger RNA, 1355 nt
Organism: Fusarium oxysporum Fo47
Lineage: Eukaryota; Fungi; Ascomycota; Sordariomycetes; Hypocreales; Nectriaceae
Product: CDP-diacylglycerol-serine O-phosphatidyltransferase
Exons: 4
Coding region: 331-1065 (244 amino acids)
Biological process (GO): phospholipid biosynthetic process
Cellular component (GO): membrane
Molecular function (GO): phosphotransferase activity, for other substituted phosphate groups
Source: RefSeq, a predicted model, not a curated record